CGGUUGGACGAGAAGACCGCACCUGUGAGAGGGGAAAGAAAAGAUCGUUUGUUUUCCUGCUAUUUCAGUGUACCUGUUGGCCUUGUGUGGAGCAGCCACAAAGCCAACCUCGGACAUUUACGGCUUUUUGGUUUAUUUUCCAGAUCGUUCGCGACCAUAACCAUGAAUUCUGUGGUUGUGCUUCUUCUGCUGGCGUUCGCCGCUGGAGCAUCGGCUUGUCCCCCCUGUAAGACUAUGAAGUCGGCUAUAUGUGAUGGAGACCCGUGCACAUGCACUUUGCAGGUUGGCAAGGACGAGAAACAGACCCUGGACUGUGAAAAAUUGGUUCCCAAGUGCUUCCUGAUGAUGGCGGAGAUGCAGCAGAACCGGGCCAAGGCCGGGCGCUUUCUGGGGAAGCCCACCGAGGACGCCAUCGUGGACAACGACGGGAUCUACGACCCCGAGUGCGAGAGCACGGGCACCUUCAAGGCGCUGCAGUGCAACAACACGGAGGAGUGCUGGUGCGUCAACAGUGCCGGCGUCCGCCGCACGGACAAGAGCGACAAGAGUCUGAAGUGCGACAAGCUGGUGGAGACCUACUGGGUACGUCUUCAGCUCAAGCAUAAAGAGAUUCCUAACUACGAGAUGAAUGAAGAGGAACUGAAAACCGCAUUGCAGACCGCCAUUAAGGACCGGUACCGUAUGCCCCAGGAUAUCGUGGACUCAAUGGAAAUGCAGUACGACAAGGACGCCCGUCUCAUCGUGCUGGACCUGAAGAAAGAAAAGGAUGACAAGGAGAAGGACCUGUCGGGCAUCGCGUACUACAUGGAGAAGGACGUCAAACAGAAGUCGCUCUUCCACGGUGACAGCAAGUUCGAGCCGGAAGUGGGGGGAAAUAAGGUGGAGAUGGAGGACAUCCUGGUGCACUACGUGGACGCGGAGCCCCCCACCUUCACCAUGAGGAGGCUGACCGGCGGCGUCAUCGCCGUCAUCGUGGUCGUCGUCCUGGCCGUCAUCGCCGGGCUCCUCGUCGUGUACUUUGCCAACAAACGUGACAAGGCGAGGUAUCAGAAGACACACGUCAGAGAGUUGGAUGAGAUGCCAAAAUAAAUGCUGUUCUUUUUUGUUUAAGUGGUGAAGUUUUUAAGUAAAAUAAUCCAGCUGACAGGGGGCCCAUACUUCACAUUUGAAUCUAAACAUGGGGUUAGCUCUUAUUCAAAACCUAUUGUGUGCAGUCUAUGAAAAUGUUACUACUAAAUUUUAUUUUUUACCUGAGGGAUGUUCUCUGCUUACAUCUUUGUUAAUACAUAAUAUUCGGUGUACUGUUGUUUCCAAAGGACUGUAUUUAUGCGUUAAAGAAAAUUGCCUGUAUAAUACCAAAUCCCUGUCCAUCAAAUGCAUAUUGGAAAUGAAUUUUUUUAUUUGACAUAAUAUUUUUCAUCAUGCCAUGUACAGUUCGGGGCGACUGCGGUCUUUAAUAUUGUGAAUUUUGAUUAAAUGGUUUUUAAUAAAACGAUUGUCUAAACUA
Molecule: messenger RNA, 1507 nt
Organism: Conger conger (European conger)
Lineage: Eukaryota; Metazoa; Chordata; Actinopteri; Anguilliformes; Congridae
Gene: epcam
Product: epithelial cell adhesion molecule
Exons: 9
Coding region: 163-1089 (308 amino acids)
Cellular component (GO): membrane
Source: RefSeq, a predicted model, not a curated record